UGAACUCGCCGGGCCCGUUCGGCUCGACUCGUCACUUCGCUCGUGCCGUGCGGCACCACCGACGGCGAAGGCGGCGGCGGCACUCCCUGCACCGCAGGGAGCGAAGGGGGAUCGACUGCUCCUGUUGAGCAGGCGGCGGGGGGGUAUCUCUGGCUCCUCUUGAGCACGCGGCGACUGGGGAUCGAGGGCUCCUGCCGGCGUCCGCGCGCAGGCGGCGACGGUGGUAGCUCACCGACGACCAUAUCGCUGAAUCCAAGGAAGCCUUCAGCCUCUUAGGCAAGAGUUGUAGAUUGCAUCCUAGACAUGGACUGCAACAGCGAUGAUCUUGAUAAACAAAAUGAAACAGCAGAAGCUCAAGUAUACGUUCCUCAGGAUGCCCAAGGGAUUGUCCUUGCUUUUCUACCUGGUAGGGUUGUAGUCAAGCUUCGCAGUGUAUGCAAGUUCUGGCGAGACUGCAUUGAAGAACCUAAUUUUGUGGACCGUCACCUCAACAAUGCUUGCCGCUUCCACCAGUCCAUUGCUUGUUUCACCGUGCUUGAUCAUGGCCUAGUCCACUUGUACACAUUUGAUCCUGCAACAAUGAAUUUCAGAAGCGUGGAACUUGUGUUCUCAAAUAGGUUUCAGAUGUCAGGCCCCUGCAAUGGCUUAGUGUGCGCGUAUGAUAUAAAAGGCAAUGCUGAGGUCUUGAAUCCCACAACAAGGAAGCAUUUGAGACUGCCAGAUUCCGUACUCAAGUCACGGUCUCUUUGCUCUGAAUAUUUUGUUGGAUUUGUGCACUCCACAAAACAGUACAAGGUGGUCUCUGUCCGUCACUGUGUGCAGUUCUUGGCAUUUGAAAUAUGCACUAUCGGUGUGCUGUCAUGGAGGACCAUACGUGAAUCUGCAGAGCUUCUAAAGGCAACGAAGGCAGUCAUUGUUAAUGGUAGCAUGUACUGGCUACUUCUUAACGAGGCAUCCUCCAGCUUUUCUCGAGAUAUCCUUAUGCUCAAUCUGACGGAUGAGACGUUCACAAAAAUUGCCAUCCCAGAUGCUGUAAGAAAACAUGAUUUGGAACUAUUUGAGGGGGAAGGAAAGCUUCUUUCAUUGUCAAAUCAUUGUGAUGGAUCAUCUGGCAAUAUAGUUUCUGAUAUUUGGGUGGUGGACUUGACUCAUCAAGAAGACUGGAUCCACUUGCAUACCGUUGCUCUUAGGAUACCUGUGGGCAUGAGCCCAUUUUUCCAGCUCAAGAGGAAGAUCUUCUUUGGCAACCAAAACAGACUCAUUUGCAUAGAUCUUCAGGAUUGUACAGUUUCGUACAUCAACAUGCCUUCUGGCGAGACUUUGAUAUCUUGUGGCAUGUUUGUGGAGAGUUUUGCACCUGCUGUGACUGGCUUGGUGAGCUCGACUGCGUCAUCAUAUGGAAACAGUUCUGGUGUCAAUGAACCAUCCUCAGCAGACCCUGGACCAUCUUUUCGAGGCGCUGGGUCAUCCUCUUCCUCGUUAGGCCGUGGUAAAUCUUGCGGUUUCACUGGAUGGUCCUCAGCUGACCUCGAGCGGUCCUUUAAGAGAACAAAGAGAACGAUGAACAUGGUGUGGAAGAUAUCGAAACACAGAGCAAUCUAGGAGCACCCGGCUCGGUCUCUCUCUGUGGACUGUACAUCAGCUGGUUCCUUUUGCCUCUUACAAGUUGCCAUCGUUUGUGUGUAAGGUGCGAUGCUGUAUUAGCGCACUGGUAUGGUACCGGUGGAAGUAAGAGGCCAUGGCAAUGGGACAGGGUAUACAAAAGAAACUGAAUAAACAGCAAGCUAGGAGCUGUUCAUCGCUGCAGUACUGGUGGAAAUAAGAAUCCAUGGCAAUGGGACAGAGUAUACAAGAGGAACUUAAUAAACAGCAAGUGACAUGGCUGUGACUGUAACCUAUAAGUUUUGGGUAAUGUUUACCCCUGCUUGUGGGGUUUGUACAGCUGAAUAAUGUUGAGAUUGUUGUUUUGCUUUGUACCUGUAAGCUGUAUCUGUAUGUAUGCAUUGGGAUUGUGAACAGACUGGAUCAGGACAAAUUGUUGCUUGUAUUGUUAUCAUUAUUAUAUA
Setaria italica (foxtail millet) is the source of this 2066-nucleotide messenger RNA. RefSeq names its product F-box protein At5g65850. The transcript has 2 exons. The coding region runs from base 304 to 1602 and encodes 432 amino acids. NCBI's taxonomy places the organism in Eukaryota, Viridiplantae, Streptophyta, Magnoliopsida, Poales, Poaceae. The record is from RefSeq and is a predicted model, not a curated record. Gene Ontology annotation, molecular function: protein binding.